Molecule: messenger RNA, 3657 nt
Organism: Penicillium daleae
Lineage: Eukaryota; Fungi; Ascomycota; Eurotiomycetes; Eurotiales; Aspergillaceae
Exons: 6
Coding region: 1-3657 (1218 amino acids)
Biological process (GO): triglyceride catabolic process
Cellular component (GO): cytosol; membrane
Molecular function (GO): triacylglycerol lipase activity; sterol ester esterase activity
Source: RefSeq, a predicted model, not a curated record
AUGCCUCACCCCGCGCCCUCCGAGGACGCUCCCAUGUCUUUCUCUAACGAUCCCUCGAGUUCUUCGCGGACUCGCAUGUAUGAUAGGCUCAAAGGAGUCUUCCGCGGCGCCGACCCUCGAGUCUGCGUCGCUUUUUGGCUAUUUGGUCUAGUCAACAAUGUCCUUUACGUCAUCCUCCUCUCCGCAGCAUUAGACCUCGUCGGUCCGGAUGUCCCCAAAGGCAUCGUCCUGCUGGCGGAUAUCAUCCCCUCGUUCGGGACAAAGUUGAUCGCCCCGUACUUCAUCCACGUGGUACCCUACUCGAUGCGAGUGGUGAUCUUUGUAUUCUUGUCCGUCGUUGGAAUGCUGGUCGUCGCGACGAGUCCGAGUUACACGGAUGGUGGGGCUAUUUCCUCCAAGCUGGCUGGGAUAGUGUUGGCUAGUCUAUCCGCAGGCGGCGGCGAGCUGAGCUUCGUUGGUCUAACGCAUUUCUAUGGGCCGUUUAGUCUUGCGGCAUGGGGUAGUGGGACGGGUGCUGCUGGGUUAGUUGGUGCGGGCGCUUAUGCUCUGGCGACGUCUACCAUGGGUGUUUCGGUUCAAGCGACCCUUCUAGCGUCUGCGAUUCUGCCGGCGAUCAUGGCGCUGAGCUUUUUCGUGGUUUUGCCUCGAGCGGCAUUGGGGGCUCAGGGAUCUACUGCAGAUGGCUAUAUCGCGACAGCACCAGGCGAUGAGCUAGAUGAUGAUGAUGAGGGCCAUGAGAUUGAGCGUGGUGAAGAGGAGGGACUCUUGGGGGUUUCCCUCCAUUCGGCUGACACUUACAAGUCUGUUCAGUUCAACGAGUCAACUUCCUGGUGGGCUCGGUUUUGCGGUAAUUUGAGACGGCUCCAGGGCCUCUUCUUCCCCUUCAUGCUCCCGUUGCUACUGGUAUACAUCGCCGAGUACGUGAUCAACCAAGGUGUCAGCCCGACACUUCUGUUCCCACUAUCCGCCACGCCCUUUACGAGCUUCCGCGCCUUCUAUCCCGCCUACAACGCCAUCUACCAAGCUGGAGUCUUCAUCUCCCGCUCCUCGACCCCUUUUUUCCGCGUGCACCAUCUCUAUAUCCCUUCUUUCCUCCAAAUCCUCAACCUGGUUCUGUUAACCCUCCACGGCAUGUUCAACUUCAUCCCGAAUGUCUAUAUUGUCUUUGUCAUCAUUUUCUGGGAAGGCUUGCUGGGCGGGUUAGUCUAUGUGAACACAUUUGCGGAGAUUGCCGACCGAGUGCCUAAAGAGGAUCGGGAGUUUUCGUUAGGGGCUACGACUGUGAGUGACUCGGCGGGGAUCUGUAUCGCUGGCUUUUUGAUGUACGGCUCAUACAUCGCGAACCACGUUUUAGGAAGACCUUCGACUCGAUUUCGCAAGAUCCAGGUCUUUGCGGUCGUCUCAUUCUGGUCUUUCUACCUGUUGAAAGCUGACAAGCAUGGCCCUCCGCUUAUUCGGUCCAUAUCAUCCCGCUUCUCCGACAAAUUAACCAGCUGGCAAACGACAGUCAUCAUCUUCUUAUGGCUCUACGUGAGCCGCAACUUCGCCAAGAUCGUGGGUUUGGAAUGCCCAGAGCCCCUAGCCAAUCUCUAUUCCCGAUCCUUCUUCCGCGCAACAUGGAUCACCACGGGCUUAGAUGCCGGGUUUUGGACGGCCAUGAAAAUCAAGCCUAAAUGGCUGCGCGAUUUGGCAUCGCUAGUGUUCACAGUCUAUUAUCUUAUCGCCGCAGAGCAGGCUGAUGAGAAGGUGCGGCGAGUUCGUGGUACACUCACCUUAGAGCAUCUUCGCGUAUCGUGGAAUAAAGCAACCACCCCCUACCUAUGGUUUUUGGCGAGCUUGGUUCGCCCUCGACUUACCCGAUAUGGUCCGCGAGCUAUUCGGGUCCCCCGACCCAAGCACUCGUCCCAUACCGAGCCUAUCAACGCAUGGAUGUACUUUGAUGGGCCGCUUAGUGCGUUGAAAGAUCAAACCUCGCUCGUGCUGGAUGUUCCAGGUGGAGGAUUUGUUGCGAUGGGACCUCGCAACUCGGAGGAUAAAUUGCUUUCUUGGGCUGGGCAGUUAAAAGUGCCAGUCUUAAGUAUUGACUACAAGAAGGCUCCCGAGUAUGCAUAUCCAUAUGCACUCCAUGAGACUUAUGAUGUAUAUCAUACCAUUAUGGCGACGAAUGGCCGCUGCUUGGGAUUGAGCGGCUCGACACGCCCUCGAGUUGUGGUUACCGGAGAAAGCGCUGGCGGCAAUCUUGCCGUCGGUAUGACGCUGAUGGUUCUACAAUCAGCGAUGGCGCAAGGUUGGCAAGGCGACAACGUCCUUCCUCGACCGGAUGGUCUUGUUCUGGCGUAUCCAGCCCUGAACGUGCGAGUCGAGAGCUGGAUGACAGACGAGCAGAUGUCUUUGAUCCAAGACAAGAGCAGUCGUCAGACGAAUAGUGGCGUGCUGCAACGAAAGCAGGACCAAUAUCGCAGGCUAACACCCUACACUUCGCCAGGUCACUCUGUAGAGAACCUGACUGCAAUCUCUGAAGACAAGAAGAUGCAAAAAGAGGAAUCAACGGAGACCGAUAUAGCCGCCGAGACAUCCAAAGCACUGCGUGACAAGUUGGAGAAGAGCGAGCACGUCUCCGGAAACGCCGCUCCCAAAACUACCAGUCAGAUCAAUCCACUCAAGACCCGACUAGCUGUCUCUUCCAUGAUCUCCUAUGUUCAUGACCGAAUCCUCACGCCGGAGAUGAUGCGCGCGAUGAUCAUCCUCUACAUUGGACCACACCACCGGCCUGACUUCAAUACAGAUUUCUAUCUCUCACCCGUCCUUGCACCAGAUGCUCUACUAGCCCAAUUCCCAAAGACAUACAUCCUGACCGGAGAACGGGAUCCACUCGUCGAUGAUACCGUUAUCUUCGCAGGCAGACUACGACAAGCAAAGCUCCACCGAUUCCAUGAGCGCCAGGAUCUCGGACUCGAAAAAUCACAGCGCCGAUUCAACGAGAAAGACCAUGUGGAAGUUUCUCUCAUUCCAGGAGUCUCACAUGGCUUCAUGCAGAUGGCUGGCUUUUUCCCCGACGCUUGGAAGUAUAUCAACCGCAGUGCACGGUGGAUCGAGAAUGUGCUCGAGAAUGCGGACCUGCAAACCUCUGAAUACAGCCUUCUUCAACUCUCUCAGCUCUCAAACAUGAAGAGCUCCCAGCGUUCGAGAGGUGUGGUACAGAGUAACGCCAAUGGCAAGAAGCACCACCACCGCAGUUUCACAGGCGAAUCUUCCGCCGACGAGGAUCGGCCACUCGAGAUGACUAUGAGUAAAAUAACACCACACGCCCGAAACGAACAGUCAUCUUCCGCAACAGAUCUCCCCCUGCGACGCAGGCGGUCCAAAUCCUCCUUCACCUCCUCUCAACUUAGCGGACUUACCACUCUUGGACACGAAUCUAGCGACGUCCGUGAAUUCCACGCAAAGCUCAAACGCCUGGAAAUGAGUCGCAAUCUUCAAGAUUCGUACUUCCCGGAUGGUGUCAACAGUGCUCCCGAAAGUCCGGUUACGAUACGGCCCCGCGGAAGGAGUAUUACCUCGCUUGAUAGUGAGGAGGAUAUUUUGGAUCGGAGGAUGAAUGGAAUUGCGGGGGGUUUGAUGGGCCUGGGUGAGGGGGCUCAGACACCGGGAGCAUGA